CCAGUAACAGCAAUGUCCAGGGGGCUAAAGAAGACAGUCUAAGCCCUUUGAAGCAAUCUGAGCUGAAUUCUAAAGGAGAGGGAACUAGACACAAAGAAUAAUGAACUUCCAGGGACCCACAGUUUAGUCUGCAAAUACCAAGUUUCACUAGACUUCCUGGUGGUUGUUUCUCGCCUGUUCAAAAUGUCCAAAUCUUCCAAGGAGAGCUCAGGGACUUGUGAGGACUCUGGGAAACCGAGGCUGCUGACUGGCAGGAGCUGCCUAAACACCAUGGACAAGAAGUUGAACUUGCUGAAUGAAAAGGUAGAUAAACUCUUGAAUUUCCAAGAGGAUGUGGCAGGAAAACUAGAGAGUGUGUAUCGAGGCAUCGGCGACCUAGAACGGGGCAUCAGCAAGAUGGCAGCUGCUUCGAAGGCAGAUCUCCUAGGGGAAGGACUGACUCAAGCCUGUGUUCAGACGGGAUGCCCCGAGAUGCUGGAGCUGGUGAGGGCUGUGCAGCAGGACACCUCUCGACAUAGCACAAUGCUUGAGGUGCUCAGGAUGGUCACUGCGGUGGACAAAGCCAUGGCCUUGAUUGGAGUGGUCUUCCAGAAUUCUAAAGUGGUGGAUUUCAUUCUGCAAGGGAGUAAUCCCUGGAGGAAAGGGAGCCUGACUGAUGCUGAGAGUCUUGAGGAGAACAAGGAGAAGGCUGAGGAAAAGGGGGCUAAACCAAAGCAGACCCUGAGCACUCGAGGAGUGCAAGCUGAGAUCAGGAGGCCUUUGGAAGAAAGCCAAAAGGCAGAGUCUUCAGAGGGAAAGGACAAGAGGCUGCCCCUAGUGACCCUUAAAGAUCCUGGAGUUAACUCAGACCCUCUCAGAGGGGUAGGGAUCUCCCCAAGACAGAAUGAUGGAGCUUCCACCUCAGCCUCUUGCCAGAGACCUCCUGCCUGUCCUCCAUCACCCAAAGAUGCAGUAUCUGAAAACCCAGAGAAAGCCAGUGACAUCACCCUUGUGCGUCCAGAUUGCACGACGCUACUGCAAGACAAGAGUGAAAUCUCCCAGGUUCAGGUGGCACCUGGGGGAGUAGAACAAGGAGGAGACAUGCCUGGCCAGCCUGCUUCUGGGCCAUCAGAAGAGGUGGCAAAGCCAAGUCCAGGACCCAGCACUGAGGUCCCAGGAGCCUCAUCCCAGCCCAUGGGAUCUCGGGGAGGAGGGAAGCCUACAAGGUUGUCCGUCCACGUGCAGGAGACAGAUACACCAGGCGAGAUGUUGGUGAGCCCGGCAGGAGGUUGGGGUCGCUCUUCAGAGAAGGCCCUUAGACCCAAACCCUUGGCAACAUUGUCCUCUGAAGGGGGAGGAAAUUCAUGUGGGCAGGAUAUCUGGGUGCCCAUAGGCUCUUUCCAGCCCUCCAGAACUGAUCCCACUGUGAUCGGCCUUGAAGGGAAGGCUCCGGAAGCAGGACACAGUGAGCACAACCCACAAGGCAAGGAGAGGGGAACCUUUCUCCUUGGGACUAAUGACCAGAAAGCAGAGGAUAAAUCCAAGUCGGAAGGUGAGCUGGCAAUGGGGCACAGCACCACCCAGAAAGAUAGGGGAGAGGCCACUGGCAGCUCAGCUGAACAAGAGAGAAACCCAGGAAAUGGAACCCAGGAGCCUGAAAAUGUGGGAACAGCUGUAGAAGGAGAAGGCAUGGCUGCAGGAAUAAGUGUGCACUGUGAGAGGGCAGGUGGUCUGGUGUUGGAUGACAGCCCGGCCCCCCCAGCGCCUUUUGAGCACCGGAUAGUGAGUGUCAAGGAAGUACCGAUCACCACAGGCUACACUGUAUGCCAGCAUGAAGUCUUGGGAGGGGGAAGAUUUGGUCAAGUCCACAAGUGUAUUGAGAAGUCCACUGGUCUCUCUCUGGCAGCCAAGAUCAUCAAAGUAAAGAGUGCCAAGGACCGGGAGGAAGUGAAGAAUGAAAUCAACAUCAUGAACCAGCUCAGCCACGUGAAUCUGAUCCAGCUCUAUGAUGCCUUUGAGAGCAAAAACAGCUUUACUUUGGUCAUGGAAUAUGUUGAUGGUGGUGAGCUAUUUGACCGGAUCACAGAUGAGAAGUACCACCUAACAGAGCUGGAUGCCGUCCUAUUCACCAAACAGAUCUGUGAGGGCCUUCACUACCUGCACCAGCAUUACAUUCUGCACUUGGACCUGAAGCCGGAGAACAUACUAUGUGUAAAUCAGAUGGGAAACCAAAUUAAAAUCAUCGAUUUUGGGCUGGCCAGAAGGUACAAGCCCCGGGAGAAGCUGAAAGUGAACUUUGGCACCCCAGAAUUCCUGGCCCCUGAAGUGGUGAACUAUGAUUUUGUCUCCUUUCCUACCGACAUGUGGAGUGUGGGUGUCAUCACGUACAUGUUGCUCAGUGGCUUGUCUCCAUUUCUGGGGGAAACAGAUGCAGAGACAAUGAACUACAUUGUGAACUGUAGCUGGGAUUUUGAUGCUGAUGCAUUUGAAGGGCUGUCAGAAGAGGCCAAAGAUUUCAUUUCUAGGCUCCUGGUUAAAGAGAAGAGUUGUAGAAUGAGUGCUUCGCAGUGUCUGAAACACGAGUGGGUGAACAAUCUGCCAACCAAAGCCACAAAGUCUAAAGUUCGGCUCAAGUCCCAGAUACUGCUACAGAAAUACAUGGCUCAAAGAAAAUGGAAAAAACACUUCUAUGCAGUGACUGCUGCCAACAGGCUUAGGAAGUUUCCAAGUUGUCCCCAAGCCUCAUCUAUGCUGCUUUGAAAGUUCUGAAAUACUUAGAGCUAGAGAUGAAGCUAGGACAGUGAACUCUUUGUCUAGUGAUCUAGCCUUUUGCUAUUACUGUAUUUGAUUUCCUGUCUUUUAAUUUUGUCUAAGUAAUGUUAUUACUGUAACCUGUCUUAAAUGUGGAUGUGAACUUGCUAUGUAAGAAUUACCUUAAAAACUUUACCAGGUGAUAACAGUAGGCAUGCUUUAAAAUAAAAUGGGUUGGGGAGAUAUGAUCCUGUUUUAGGAGUGUGAUUAAUUUCAAUUUUUAACUUGUUCUGAGUAACAAUUAUAGUAGCAUGUGGUACAGGGGGAAGCCAUUCAGUAUUAUUCCCUACAUUAUAAAGUCGAGAUUUCUUAUUGUUUUGGAUUCUGUGGGUGGUACUGUAUUAUGAAGUUUCAGAACAGGGGUUCUUAACCUUUUUUUGGGUCAUGGCCCUCUUUGGGAGUUUGGUGAAGCCUAGAGACCCCUUCUCAGAAAAAUGCUUUUAAAUGCAAUUAAAUUACAGAGAAUGACAAAGAAAAGCAAUUAUACUGAAAGUUAACAAAAUAUUUUUUAAAAGUUUACGGACCUCAGGUUAAGAACCUGUGCUUUAGACUAUAGCAACACUCGUUUAGAAACCAUGGGAACUGGUACCAAAAAACAAAGAGAUAGACGAGAAGUGUUUUACAUAUUUUUUUUUCCAAAGGAAUGGGGUUGAUUGCUGCUCAAUUUUUAAGCCAAAUUGAGCAGUCAAAACAGCAAGAAAAAGUUCUUAUAUAGUUCUUUAUAUGCUUCAAAUUUUAUACGUGCAGAGAGAGCACAAGAGAAAGAAAUGAGAAAUACGAACAAUAAAUGACCUAAAUGGUUUUUAACUCAAUUUUUGCCUUACCAUCCUAAAUCUGAGCUCAGUAACUCUUAAGCUUUAGAGCAGUUCUCAUUUUUCUCGUCCCACAUCACAUGAACAAAUUUUAGGGGUUUUAGAUUUACUAGCAACCUGACUAGAACUUUACUAUUUUGAAUAGUUUUUCACAUAGGAAUAGUAGUAUCUAAAAUUAGGAAUGCAAAUUGAUCCCACAACGCAAAUCUAAGCCCCAUUUAAAAUAGAGAAGACUUUUUUAUGCAUUUCUUCUACAAAAGUUAAUGCCUUUUUAAAAGGUGAUGCAUUAAAGAAAAAAAAAACCAGCCCGAAACACAAAACUGAGUAUAAAUAAUGAGCAUUAAUAGAAUAAAUAUCAAGUCUUUGUCAGAAGCCAGGUAUUUCUCCUCAUUGCUGGUUUUUAUUCCUAUUCCCAAACCCAUCAGUUGUUUCCUUUUCAAGUUCAAGUAGGAAAGCAAGUAUUCUGUUGCAUGCAGAUGCUGGCACUUUUGAUCAUUGAAUGACUUUCCUUCCAAAAGGCAGGGAGGGAAUUGCUUUUUUCAGCUUGAGCAUAAGCAUUAGUAUUUUUAGGAAACUAAUUUUGUAAACUUCACUUGUAGGUUACAAGGCUAAUUAUGUAGUCAACGGGAGAGUUGAUAUUUUUGUCUUAUAAUUUUUAACCUUGUCCUGCUCAACUGCUCUCCAUUUAAAAAAAAAAAAACCUCUAAAAUUCUUUAAAAGCACUUUUAGUUACUCCAGGUUCUACACAGGCCAUGUAUUUUGCAAAACUGGAGCAUACCCAAGGGGGCCCAUGGCAUAGGAGUGCUGGGAUUAGAUGUAGAAAGAUCUCCGGGGCAUCCUUGCAUUUGUGACUUUGGGCAAGCCCCUUACCCUCUCAGUGCCCCAACACUUAAGAGUUGUGAGCUGCUCAUCUACUUUAUCAGUUGGGAGUUUCUACAUCUGGUGUAUAUGUCAAUAAAAUCACAGGUCUACAGCAAAUAAACUACACACCUACCCUGAGCAUCUAGUAAUAAAAUCGAAUUUUAAAAACUGGAUUCGGCAGUUUUUUGUUUUACUCUUUGAACACAUGUAAUUAGAAGGUAACCAAAGUAAAUUUCUAUUUGGUACCACUUCCCAGAUCUUUUCACCUUCUAUGAAGGCCAAACUCCAUAGGUUUUCUAUUGUUAAUGAGUGUUUAAGUACCAUUGCAUCUGUCAGUUUGUAUAUAUCUGAAGCUUAAGCACAAAUAAAACUUGGUUAAUUUCUUGA
Trichosurus vulpecula (common brushtail) is the source of this 4850-nucleotide messenger RNA. RefSeq names its product myosin light chain kinase 3 (gene MYLK3). Gene Ontology annotation, biological process: positive regulation of apoptotic process; intracellular signal transduction; protein phosphorylation. Gene Ontology annotation, cellular component: nucleus; cytoplasm. NCBI's taxonomy places the organism in Eukaryota, Metazoa, Chordata, Mammalia, Diprotodontia, Phalangeridae. Gene Ontology annotation, molecular function: protein serine/threonine kinase activity; ATP binding. The record is from RefSeq and is a predicted model, not a curated record.